This is a messenger RNA of Sabethes cyaneus, 2843 nucleotides long. RefSeq names its product WD repeat-containing protein 36. The record is from RefSeq and is a predicted model, not a curated record. Bases 135 to 2840 code for a protein of 901 amino acids. The transcript has 2 exons. Gene Ontology annotation, molecular function: protein binding. Gene Ontology annotation, biological process: rRNA processing. NCBI's taxonomy places the organism in Eukaryota, Metazoa, Arthropoda, Insecta, Diptera, Culicidae. Gene Ontology annotation, cellular component: small-subunit processome; Pwp2p-containing subcomplex of 90S preribosome.
ACUAAAAAUCUGAAAAAGGUGUUUCGAAAUCGAUUAAAAUAUCCAAUGCGAAGUUUAGAGAUUGUGUGCCAUUCAUUAAUAAUAUAUUCAUAUAAUUGAUUGUUCUAAAAAAUAACAGCAAUAUAAAUCUUAGAAUGCGCGGAAGUGUGAUCUUUCAACCAAGCCGAAGCCUGGGAUAUGUCAGUAAUCAUAUCCCGGCGUAUGUACGAUACAUUGAAAAGCGUAAUGAGAACAUCAUAACAACCUGUGUCGGUAAAUCUUUUCAUGUCUAUGCUGCAAAUAGCUUCCGGUUAGUGCGAGUUAGUGGAUUGCAUCCAGAAGAAAUUUCUUGUAUUGCUGCAGAUGGUUUUUUAACGUACAUUGCCGCUGGCAAUGUAAUCUAUGGUUGGCGCUCUAGUAACCAACUGCGAAAAACCUAUAGAGGACAUGUAAAACGAGUUCAUUUAUUACUUCCUUUCGGGAAACAUUUGUUAUCUAUUGAUGAAGCCAAUUUGCUUAAAAUUUGGUUCAUAGGAACAGAAGAAGUUUACCUCGAAAUUCCUUUUAACGAGAAGUACUUCAAUAUAUCAGCGCUUAUGCACCCGGCCGCAUAUAAAAACAAAGUGUUACUUGGAAGUACACAGGGAGGAUUGCAACUAUGGAACAUCGAGAAAGCUAAGUUGGUACAUGCAUUUAAAGACGUCGGUAGUCAGAUUUCUGUACUGGAACAGGCACCAGCCAUUGACGUAGCAGCUGUUGGUUUGAAAAAUGGCAGAAUUAUCCUGUUAAACUUAAAAUAUGAACAAACCGUAAUUGAAUUGAGUCAAGAUUGGGGGCCCAUAACUGGAAUCACGUUUCGCACUGAUGGUCCUAAUGAUGAUCAUUAUAUCAUGAUCACUUCAAGUACAAAUGGACAGGCCACGAUUUGGAAUCUAAAAGAACAUUCAAUUGUUUCCACGCUCCAAGUUCACGACGAUUCUGUGACAACUCUUAAAUGUUUUGCAAAUGAGCCAUUGUUGCUAACCACUUCUGCAGAUAAUUCCAUGAAGUUAUGGAUAUUUGACUUACCAGAUGGAGGAGCUAGACUACUAAGAGUUCGUGAGGGUCAUGGAGCACCACCAACAUGUAUAAGAUAUCAUGGAUCCUCAGGGCAGUUUAUUUUAUCGUCUGGUGAAGAUUCCUCUUUACGUAUAUUCAACACCAUGUCUGAAACGUUGAAUAAGAGUUUAGGAAAAGCUAGUUACAAUCGAAAGGCUUCAAAAAAGUACCGUAAAAAAGAAGAUCCUUUUCAAAUGCCACCGAUCUGUUUUUUCACUUCCGAAACUACACGCGAUAAAGACUGGGAUAGUAUCGCAGCUGCACAUUAUGGAUUAGUACAAGUGACAACUUGGUCUUUUGAUAAAUGUCGCAUGGGUGAACUCAAACUUGUACCUGAGAUGUUCCAAAGUAAAAAUCGUAGCGAUUUUGGAGUAUCUGUGACAGCCAUUUGCUUGAGUUAUUGUGGUAACUUUGUCACUAUCGGUUAUUCGAGUGGUCACUUAGAGCGAUUCAAUGUUCAGAGCGGGAUUCACCGAGCCAGCUAUGGUAAACCACCAGCACAUGAAGGAGCUGUGCGUGGUGUCGCUAUGGAUAAUCUUAAUCAAUUCGUAGUAUCUGGAGGAGCAGAUGGAAUAAUAAAAUGGUGGCACUUCAAGCAUAAUGUCAACCAAGUUGUACACCAACUUCAACUUAAUGAGCCAAUAUCCCUAUUCAACACGCACCGCGAAGGAGCAAUGAUUUCUGUAGCAUUGGAGGAUUUUUCGAUAUCAAUUGUGGACGUUGAUAGUCGCAUUGUUGUGCGUACGUUUGAAAGUCAUAAAAGUCCGAUUACAGAUAUGUGUUUCUCGCCAGAUAAUCGUUGGCUUUUGUCGGCCAGCAAAGAUUGUACCAUUAAAGUCUGGGAUAUACCAUCUGCCUAUUUGAUAGAUCAUUUUAGGACGCCAAAAAUUUGUACUUCGCUGACAUUUUCUCCAUGUGGAGAUUUUCUGGCAACGGCAUUCGUUGACUGUAAAGAAAUCUAUUUAUGGACGAAUAAAACACUCUUUUCGCAUGUUCCGAUGCAUGCUAUAAACACGAAGAUCGAUGCUCCUCCGCUGGAUUUAUGUUUAGCUAUGGGUAAUGAAAACAAGCUUAUAGAAAAUGUACAUGAUUUGAGAGAAGCAAUGGAAAUGGUCAGUCUUAAUUACAAAAGUCCUGCGCAAUUAUCACAAGAACUAAUUACAAUGUCUAAUGCGCCGGUUUCUCGAUGGCAGAAUCUGCUUAAUUUGGAUGUUAUUAAAAAGCGAAAUCGGCCAAACAUUAAACCACAAAAGCCGAAAACGGCGCCGUUCUUUCUCCCAACAGUAUCGGGUCUUGAUUUUACGUUCGAUGUAAAUAAAGAUUCGCAGACAACUAUCGAAGAUAGUCAGCGUACAUUAAAAGAUAUGCAACAAUUGACAAGUUUUGGAAAACUUCUUAGAACUUGCGAAGAUGAAAAAUUCCAGAAGCCUAUUGACUUUCUUAGCAAUCUAGGUCCAUCAAUGGUAGAUUACGAAAUUUGUAACCUAUGUCCUUUGGAUGCUGUUGACGGAAAUGUCUCAACAAUGACUUUAUUCAUGAAUAUGAUCAUGUAUGUUUUAGAUAGUAAUGAACGAUUUGAGCUAGGGCAGAGUUGGUUAAGUUUGUUUCUUAAACACCACGGACGAACAAUUGUAAAACACACUGUUUUAAUGACAACACUAACACAACUUGAACAAAUACAAAUAAAAGGUUGGAAUGUUCUGGAGAAAAAUUUUUUGUAUGGGAUAGGAGUUGUAAGCAGUUUACGUAAUUUCAAUAUUUGAAUA